AUGAGCAUGGCGACCGCGGCGACCGCGGCGACAGUGAGCGCCGGCUUGGUGCUUGCCUACAGGCCUCCGUGUCUUUGCUCGACCUCCGCGGCUGAGGAUCUGGCUCUGUCGGCGGAUGAUGAAGAUCUUCUGCUGUCCGUUCUGGAUGCUGGAAUGCGCACCCUGCGCGGGUGGUCACAGGAACCAGCAUCUUGGUGGGAUGAAAGUAAAGUCGUCAAGCUUUCCGAUCUGCAAGAUGCCGUUCACUGUGCCAAGAGGAUGGAGGGGUUUCCUGUAAGGCUGCACAUGGUAAGUGCAGUAUGGGAUGAUACAUCCCUGGACGAGCUGCUGCUGCUGACAGAGGUAUCCGAGAAAUGCCUCAAGUUAAGCUUCGACCCUGCUUUGGACUCCAUUGUGACUCGCAAGCACGUCGGUCGUAAGGGUCCAAAAGCCCGUUUGAUCCGUACUAUCACAAAACCAAUGCUAUUGGGUCUCAUCUCUGCUCGCGAAGUUGAUUCGCUUGUGCGAGACCCCGCUGCCCAGCCCGAUGGAUCAAUUCUUGGCGGUUCCCUUGGCUUGCAGAGUCCGCUACUGGUGGAGAAGAUCAGACAGAAAGAUGCUCUGAAGACUUUGUCGUCGGCACCACCAACACCGGGUAGGAUUCGCGCGAUCGACCACACGAGUGGUUACAUCUUCGAGCCUAUGGAUGCAGGUGCUCGCUCGGGAUCUGGAGUGAGGGGCAAGUGGAAGGUCUACUCCAUUUUCCUCAGCGAAGCCGGAGGAGGUGUGCCUACCUGGGCAGCUGAGAAGGGAGUAGCAAAGGCAAUAGAGGAUUGGUUCGUGUGCGCCCGCAAGCAGCAGCACCUGCUGCGCAAUCGGUGA
Messenger RNA from Symbiodinium sp. CCMP2456, 861 nucleotides. The record is from the annotation of a GenBank genome assembly. NCBI's taxonomy places the organism in Eukaryota, Dinophyceae, Suessiales, Symbiodiniaceae.